Messenger RNA from Lingula anatina, 703 nucleotides. Its product is annotated as UPF0598 protein CG30010. The record is from RefSeq and is a predicted model, not a curated record. Lineage: Eukaryota; Metazoa; Brachiopoda; Lingulata; Lingulida; Lingulidae.
UCCGGUAUAAACAGAUCUCUGACCCAAAACCAUGUUCAGAAAAGUAAGCACCCUAAGACAAACUGUGGGUUGCGCUUUAAGAAUUAAUGCCAUCAGAAAUGUGCACUACGAGCAAGGACAGUCCCCAGAGCCCAAAAUUAGAGAAUAUUUCUACUACAUAGACCACCAGGGACAGCUAUUUCUAGAUGAUGCAAAAAUGAAGAACUUCACCUCCUGUUUUAAAGAAAAAGACUUCCUACAGUUCUUCUUCAAAAGGGUCAAGUUCAACAAUACAGGGCGAUAUGAAGAAGAUUUCCCGUAUGUCUCACCCUGUGGUAGAGAGAGGAAUUACAUUCGCUGUGAUGACCUCCCUAUUGUAUUCACACAGAUCUUGGAAACUGCUGAUGGAGAACCAGAUCUUCUAUCAUGCAAUCACACAGGAGACAAACUCACAUUGACCUUUGACCCAGAAAAAGUCUGUAUGUUACCAGAGACGGGACGGAUAUAUCAUCCAGCUAGUGAUCGAGUUGGCGGAGUUGGUUUGAUAAAAUCAGCCCUUGCAAUAGAACUGAGUAAAUAUUUUGAGUUUAGUCCUGAUAAAGAGUUUGAACCACCUGUAUAUUUUACAUGGAAAGGUCACAGAUACUCUCUGACUAAUGAACUGAUACCUUCCUUGAAGAAAAUGGACAAAUUCAAGUCACCAGCUUAUGUGCCAGAAAUAUAA